AUGCCUUCGUCAAACACCAUUUUUCAAAAUAAUGAAGUAUUAAGUAGUAAUACAAACGCAAUAGUAUCUCCUAUUAGAUCAACAACUCCACCAAUACGAAAUAGUCCCAAUAAUCAACUGCUAAAUCAAUUAACUAAUAAACCAUCUUACUCCACAAUCAAUCAAGAAAAUCAUUCAUCUUCUUCAAAUUAUACUGAUCAAAUUUCACAAUUAAAUUCAAAUGUAGAUAUAGAUACCAUUAACAAGCAUUUAAUAAAUCAAGAAGAUAGUUUGAAAUCACAAGGUGGUGAUAUAACAAGAAGAAUUUACCAUCAAAUGGGAAAUAUAAAUGAUGAUACAAUACCUAAACGAAGAACAAGAAGUUCGUCAUUUUCAACAUAUUUAGAAGAAGCAAGAAAAGGGUCAUUUGCAAGUGAUAUAAAUGUGCCUGGUGGUUUUCGUAGAGAAUUUAUUAUUAAUCAAAGUUUGAAGAAGAAUCAACAACCUCCAAAUUUUUUAACGAGAAAUUUUAUGGAAUUUUUAAGUAUCUAUGGUCAUUUUGCAGGUGAAGAUUUUAACGAUGAAGAAGAAGAAGAAGAAGAAGAAGAAGAAGACGAAGAAGAAGGUCAGUCUGUGAAUGAAGAAUACGAAGAUGUGUUUGAUGAAGAACUGAGUUUGUUGAGUAGGGGUAUUCAACAAGUUCCAAAAAGAAGAGAACAACCAAAAGGUACUGCAUCAGUAUCAAAAACAUUUUUUCUACUUUUCAAAAGUCUUGUUGGAUCUGGAGUUUUAUUUUUACCUAGGGCAUUUUAUAACGGUGGGAUGUUGUUUUCAAUUAUAACUUUAUCAUUAUUUGGUUUAUUAACAUUAUUUUGUUAUAUUGUAUUAAUUAAAUCAAAAAAAAUUCUUAAAUUAACAUCAUUUGGUGAAUUGGGAUAUAAAACUUAUGGAACACCAUUAAAAAUUUUCAUUCUUAUUUCAAUUAUAAUUUCACAAAUUGGGUUCGUUGCAACUUAUAUUUUAUUCACUGCAGAAAAUCUUAUUGCAUUUUUAAAUCAUGUAUUUAACAUUGAUUGGUUAACAAAUGGACAAAUUAUAUUUUUCCAAUGUCUUUUAUUAAUUCCAUUGGUCUUGAUUAGAAAUUUGACUAAAUUAUCAUUAGUUUCAUUAAUUUCAUCAAUAUUUAUAGUUAUUGGAUUAUUAAUCAUAUUUUAUUUUUCAACUGCAAAUAUUUUAAAUAAUGGAAUUGGAAAAAAUAUUGCAAAUUUUAAUUCAAAUUCAUGGACUAUGUUAAUUGGAGUAGCAGUUACAAGUUUUGAAGGAAUUGGAUUAAUUUUACCUAUUGAAUCAUCAAUGGCUCAACCAGAAAAAUUUCCACUUGUAUUGUCAAUUUCAAUGUUUUUCAUUACUUUAAUAUUUGUAUCUAUUGGUUCAAUUGGUUAUUUAUCAUUUGGAGAUAAAAUUAAAUCAAUUAUAAUUUUAAAUUUACCACAAUCAAAUAUUUCAGUACAAUUAAUACUUAUAUUAUAUUCAAUUGCAGUAUUUUUAUCUGCUCCAUUGCAAUUAUUUCCAGCUAUAAAAAUUGGAGAAAGUUUAAUUUUUAAUCAAUCAAAUAAAGAUGGAAAAUUGUAUAGUGGUUCAGGUAAAUAUAAUUCUCAAGUUAAAUGGUUAAAGAAUGGGUUGAGAGCAAUUGUAGUUUGUAUAAUUAGUGGGUUAGCAUUUUUAAAUGCUGAUAAUAUUGAUAAAUUUGUAAGUUUCAAUGGUUGUUUUGCUUGUAUUCCUUUAGUUUAUAUUUAUCCACCAUUGAUUCAUUUAAAAACAAGUGAAAAACAAGAAGCUAAUAAAAUUGAUAGAUAUUUAAGAAUAAUAGAUUAUCUAUUGAUUGUUGUUGGAAUUUUGGUUGUUAUUUAUUCAAGUUAUCAAAUUGUAUUUUUAAAUUAG
Molecule: messenger RNA, 1920 nt
Organism: Insectozyma verbasci
Lineage: Eukaryota; Fungi; Ascomycota; Pichiomycetes; Serinales; Debaryomycetaceae
Source: the annotation of a GenBank genome assembly